AUGAAACGAUCACUUUUACGUAUAUCACAAGAAGUUAGACAAGCACUAUUUGAGAAACGGCCAGUAGUUUCCUUAGAGUCUACAAUCAUUUCCCAUGGGUUGCCGUAUCCGCAGAACAUUGAAAUGGCCAAAAGUGUUGAGCAAGUGUUACGAGACAAUGGUGUUGUUCCUGCCACCUGUGCCUUUAUUGACGGUGUUCCACACGUUGGACUAGACAAUUUUGAACAAUUGCGCAAUGCCGUGAAGGUAUCGAGACGUGAUAUUGGGUAUGUUAUGGCCAACAAGUUGAAUGGUGGCACCACAAUUGCACUGACGAUGAUCUUGUCGCAUCUUGCAGGGAUUAAGGUCUUUGCGACGGGCGGACUUGGCGGUGUGCACCGUGAUGGGCAGUAUACGAUGGACGUUUCCGCAGAUUUGACCGAGUUGGGGAGAACACCCGUUAGUGUUGUGUGUGCUGGCCCGAAAUCGAUUUUGGAUAUUGGGUUGACUAUGGAGUAUUUGGAGACCCAAGGUGUUUUUGUUGGGACGUAUAACCCCGAAAAGGUGGACAAUUUGCAGGUGCCGGGGUUUUAUUGUCGUGAAUCGGGCGUGCCUUCGCCAUAUGGGUUUGAAUCGUUUGCAGAAGCAGCAAGGGUUAGUUAUUACCAGGGGAUGGUCGGCAGUGGAAGUGUGUUUUGUAUUCCGCCACCACAAGAGACUGCCAUGGAUAGUGAGUAUAUCAGGAGCGUGAUUGAGAAGGCCAACGAGAAGGCGAAGGAGGUGGGUGUCACAGGCAAGAAGUUGACCCCGUUCUUGUUAAAGGAGAUUGCCGUUGCCACGCAGGGCCAGUCUGUGGAAAGUAAUAUAGCGUUGGUGAAGAACAAUGCCAGGGCCGCGGCAGAAAUUGCCAAAGAAUUGAGUCAAUUGGAGAGGGAUGCAUCUGUUUUGGUAGUUGGGUCGGUUGCACUCGAUACGAUGGCGAAACUUGGACCAAGCACCAAAAUGGGGGACUCGAAUAUUGGCACCGUCACGAAUUCUAUUGGCGGUGUUGGGUACAAUAUUGCGAGGGCGAGUGGGUAUGUUUGUGACAGCACCAAGUUUGUUUCGCGGGUUGGUAAUGACGCAGCAGGGAAAACUAUCCAGGAGAGUGUGCCCGGGUUGGGUGUGGGGAGCGGUGGUACUGCGCAGUAUGUGUCUAUGCACGACAGUAGUGGUGAGCUAGUGGUUGCGUGUGCUGACAUGUCGGUAAUUGAAGAAGAGUUUGAGGUAGACCACAAAGCGAGUGUGGCGGUCUACGAUUGCAAUUUAUCGCCCAAAACCGUCUCGAAAGCGCUAGACAAUAACGAGUAUAACAUUAUUGAGCCGACCUCCCAUGUCAAGGCCAGACGUAUUGGAGAGAUGGAGUUGGCGGUGUUUCCCAACAACAAAGUCAAGUUGAUCACGCCGACAGUUGAGGAGUUGGCGUCGAUCUACGACUCUAUGAAGGAUAAGUUUGAUGAUGAAUGGUUUGGUGUGUUGGAUGCAAUGAAGGUUGAUCAGAUAAGGGAGCGGUUGGAUAAGAAGUGGUACGAUAAGGGUGUGUACCAGCAGUGUUUUCAGUUGUUGCCGUUUUUCCAGAACAUACUAGUCAAGCUAGGCAAGGAUGGGGUGUUGUUGGUUAGCUUGUGUUCUACAGUGGAGGACUAUAAGUCUAUACCGACGACGUCUCCAUAUAGACCAAAGUCGAUAAUCUACAGUAAGGGGAACCAAGUUGGUGCUGUUGUGGAGUAUUUCCCGGUGCCCAAAGAUGUGGAGGUGGUUAAUGUAACUGGUGCUGGCGAUACACUUGUAGGGUACUUGGCUGCCAAAAUCUCGGAGCUGAACUGGCUCCACCACGAAAUUGGGUCGGCUGAGCAGGUUUGGGGAAAGUGGGAGUCAAUAUAUAAGGCGCAAUUGGCUGCGGGUUUAACGUUGGGGUGUGCAGACUCGGUUAUUCAGGAGAUUGCGAAUAUAUAG
Molecule: messenger RNA, 1974 nt
Organism: Candida albicans SC5314
Lineage: Eukaryota; Fungi; Ascomycota; Pichiomycetes; Serinales; Debaryomycetaceae
Exons: 2
Coding region: 1-1974 (657 amino acids)
Molecular function (GO): pseudouridylate synthase activity
Source: RefSeq, a predicted model, not a curated record